CCCCUCCUCAAAAAAGAAUAUGAAGGUGGUCAAUUUGAUGCUCAGAAAAUGCAAGAGCUUGUCAAGGCAACUAGGGAGAUCUUCAUCAUAUAGUAGCUUAAGGUCCAAAUCAUCAAGAGGAGAUAUAUGGGGUGACAUUAACCAAGAAAUUGAUCACCAACAUUGUGAAACUAUAUAUGUUGGGAGCACAAGGAAGCGUUAUUCGAUCAAUUCCAAGUACUUGAAUCAUCCGCUACUGAACGCCCUAAUCGAGAAAUCGAAGCAGAAAUCGGGGGAAGAAGAUCAGGUCGACAUCUUGGUCAAGUGUGAGGUUGUCCUCUUUGAUCAUCUGUUGUGGAUGCUUGAGAAUGCUAAUCCGAAUCUGAUGAGUUUGGAUUCACUGGAGGAACUCAAAGACUUGUAUGCGCUUUGACACAAUUUGAUCCAUCAUCUUCUAAGCUAGCUUGCCGAAGAAGUAAGGGUUUCUUCAUAUUAUAUUGUUAAUCUUAAUUUGUUGUUCUAGCCAAUUGUUUGGUGGAUCAAGUUGUUGGGGAUGACCAUGAAUUGAGUAAGUGUAUUCAUAUGUAUGAUUGUGAUCUUAUUAUUCUUUGUCAUUUGCAUAUAUCAAUAAAAUUCCCUAGAAAAGGGUCUAUUGUUUAUGUAUAAAUCAU
Tripterygium wilfordii is the source of this 650-nucleotide messenger RNA. Its product is annotated as auxin-responsive protein SAUR78. Gene Ontology annotation, biological process: response to auxin. The record is from RefSeq and is a predicted model, not a curated record. The transcript has a single exon. The coding region runs from base 20 to 412 and encodes 130 amino acids. NCBI's taxonomy places the organism in Eukaryota, Viridiplantae, Streptophyta, Magnoliopsida, Celastrales, Celastraceae.